UUGCGUGGAAUGACAGGAAUGCUGUGUAAGACCAGCUGGGUGAAGAGACGACGCGUGUGCCAAAGCAGAGGAAAAAUCUUUAGAAUAAUUAAUACAAUUUGUUUGUUGAUGUAUCAAAAGUGGCCAAGACAAUGGCUGCCAACGAAAUGAGCAAAGUUCCUAGUCUGCUGGGCAGACGACCACAGAAAAUCAUAGAAAAUCAAUUGUUUCGUCGCCAAAGAAGCCUUAAACUGAGUGCGAGGGCAGCAACAUUGGAUCAGGGCGAUGAUGGUGACGAUACUGGAAACGAUAAGACUUAUGUUGUACUGAUAUUUGGUGAAAAAGCCAAACUUACCCACUGUGAAGAUGUUCGCAAAAUUAUACAUCAAUAUGAUAUUAAGACGACUCUGGAAGUCAUUAGCAAAGAGGAAAAGUAUUUGUAUUUGACUGCAUCCACAGAUACCCUGUUGCGUUUGGCCGAUGAGGCAGAGUUGACGAAGAUGACAACCACAGGGAGUAUGCAGAAAUUUAAUUAUCACUCAGUAUCGGAUUUCUUGCUGCCCGGCAUGACUGUGGAUGAUAUUGUAAGAUUCUGUGAAGCUCCGGUGCUCAUCAAAGAUGUUGUAAAACCUCAAUUGCUGCCAUAUAUACGUAAUGGUAUUGUUGAGGAAUUAUUUCCACUGCAUGAUAUUGAAUAUUUGGAGAAAUUUGGCUUUGAUUGGCGCAGACGUUCUCUGCCCAUAGAACAUAUACGCAAUUAUUUCGGCUCGAGUAUUGGUCUUUAUUUUGCCUUUACCGAAUUCUAUACCAAGGCACUGAUUUGGCCGGCUUUAUUUGGUAUCUGCCAGUAUUUAUGGAGUAUUAACCUAUCAGCUGUUAUUGGUUUCUAUGUUAUAUGGUCAACGAUUUUCCAAGAAUUGUGGAAACGUCGUUGUGCCGGCUUAGCCUAUCGUUGGGGUACCAUUGAAAUGUCUAGUCUGGAUAAACCGCGCACAAGCUACAAGGGAAAAGAGAAAGUAGAUCCCAUAACCGGAAAAUUGACCCGUCAUUAUCCCAUGCGUUAUACAUACAUACAAAUGUAUUGCAUAUCAUAUCCGGUGGUGUUGCUAUGCGUUGUAGCUGCAGCCUAUUUUGCCCUAUAUCAAUUUCAAAUUGAAGCUGAAGUUUUGGCUGAUUUUGGUCCUGAUUCUUGGCUGUUAUAUAUUCCUGUUAUUGUUCAAUCAAUAUUGAUUGCCAUAUUCUCUUGGGCAUAUGAAAAAUUGGCAACCUUUCUUACGGAAUUGGAAAAUCAUCGUACCCGUUUGCAAUACGAAAGACAUCGUGUUAAUAAAUGGAUGAUUUUUGAAAUUGUGAAUAAUUUCUUUUCGCUGUUCUAUAUUGCGUUUAUAAUACAGGAUUUGAAACAGCUAAAUUAUCAAUUGAUGAUGCAGUUGCUGAUAUUCCAAAUUGUAUGCAUUGCCCAAGAGGUGGGUAUUCCCUUGUUGGCUGUUAUUAAACAAAAAUUUGCCAAAUUAAUGCACAAAGAACUGGAUGAAGAUAAACUGUCGUUGGUCAGUGAUGUAUCACGUUAUGAACAAUGUUUCUUUGAAGCCGGGUUGGAUCAAUAUCAAUCCACCUAUGAAGAUUAUUUGCAAAUGUGCAUACAAUUUGGCUAUGUGGUAUUAUUUGCUGCCGUUGCUCCUUUUGCCGCUCUGGGAGCUUUAAUUAAUAAUGUCUUUGCCAUGCACAUUGAUUUGUUUAAGCUUUGCAACAUAUUUAAAAGACCAUUUGCACGACGCACAAAAAAUAUUGGAGCCUGGCAAUCUGCUUUCGAACUACUCUCUGUUAUGGCAAUUUUGAGUAAUUGUGGCCUUCUGUAUCUGUUACCAAAUGUCAGAGCCUUCGUUGUCCAACAUUUUCCCUCCAUGCCCAAUUUGUCGUUUGUCCUUUUCGAACAUUUGCUGUUGGGUCUAAAAUUUGUGAUACACAAAGCCAUCCAUGAGAGGCCACGAUGGGUGCGCAUUGCCCUGAUGAAGGGUGACUAUGAGUCGAGUCAGGCCUACAAAAAUAUUAGGAAAUUUAAUAGCACCAAAAAAGUUGAUUAACGUUUUUUCUACUCCACCAAAUCGUAUUCGAUUUGCUGUCCCAACAGAAUCUUGUUCUCAAACGAAGAUCGAAUCUCCACUUGUCACAGAUCACACAGAUUUUUGAAAUAUGUCCAGUGUUUGUGUUGUUUAUAACUCCCAAUAGUAAUGUACUAAUUUAUUGAAAACCGGUCGACAAUGGUUCUAAAGACUAGAUGAAGUUUUGUAAAUUUUUAAUAUCAAAAUGUAUAUAUACAUACAUGGGACCAGUUUCUUGUUCUAUGAAAAUAUGAAAUGAAAAAUAUUUCCCUUAUAAAAGUUUUAAAUUCACAUUUUCAUAGAACACAAUUGAGACCACGGCCUAUAUAAGGUCGUCCAUUAAGCCCAUCUGACAAUUAACAAUUUUCUGUCAAAACACAUAAUUGUGAUUUGAAAUCCAAAGAGAAUCAAAACGCAAUAGUACCAAAACUACUAAUUUUAUUGGCAAAUUGUUUCCAAAAGUAGUCUUCUUGGCCGACCUUAUAUAGGCCUUGUUUACAUACAUAUAAAUUAUACAUUGAUAUAAUUGAUAUGAAUUGUGCCAUGUAUGUAAGGAAAAGUAUACUCCUCAUAACCACUGCUCGACUGUGUGCCAAAAAAGUGAUACCAACUAAGUUGCCUAUAACAUAUGCCUUAUAACAUUAUUAAUCACACAAAAAGAAGAUACGUAAAUAAUUACACAGACUUGAUUUAUUUGUUGUCAACUUAACGAUAUAAAUAUAUUUAUAUAUUUUUGUAUAUAAAAUAACUUAAAUAA
Messenger RNA from Musca domestica (house fly), 2838 nucleotides. RefSeq names its product anoctamin-8 (gene Axs). NCBI's taxonomy places the organism in Eukaryota, Metazoa, Arthropoda, Insecta, Diptera, Muscidae. Gene Ontology annotation, molecular function: chloride channel activity. Gene Ontology annotation, cellular component: plasma membrane. The transcript has 9 exons. The coding region runs from base 132 to 2063 and encodes 643 amino acids. The record is from RefSeq and is a predicted model, not a curated record. Gene Ontology annotation, biological process: chloride transmembrane transport.